Messenger RNA from Ceratina calcarata, 3417 nucleotides. RefSeq names its product autophagy related protein 14 (gene Atg14). Gene Ontology annotation, biological process: autophagosome membrane docking; mitophagy; autophagosome assembly. The record is from RefSeq and is a predicted model, not a curated record. The transcript is spliced from 9 exons. Lineage: Eukaryota; Metazoa; Arthropoda; Insecta; Hymenoptera; Apidae. Bases 422 to 1906 code for a protein of 494 amino acids. Gene Ontology annotation, molecular function: phosphatidylinositol 3-kinase regulator activity; protein-membrane adaptor activity. Gene Ontology annotation, cellular component: phosphatidylinositol 3-kinase complex, class III; extrinsic component of phagophore assembly site membrane; extrinsic component of omegasome membrane.
GCUGGCUCAGUUUCGUGGUUCCUAGCUGUACAACAGAACUUUGCGAAAUAAAAAUUUUAUAAUAUCAAGAACAUGGCGGCGUAUCACGUGAUAUCGGACGCAAUUCGCAAGAGAGAGUGAUCAUACUGGUUAUAUAUAGUUAUGCUGUGCUAGCAGUCCAUGUAUAUAUAGUCAAAGACAAUAACAGGUAUUCCUCAAGAGGAUUGCUACCACGGCGCAGCUGUGAGACACACAAGUCAAGAAUUCGAGUUUGUUUUUUCAAUAAUUAAACCGAUCACACGACGAAUUCGAUGGAAAUUUCGCACGAUAGACGAUCGUGUGUACUGCGUACGAAUAAGAUAUGAAAGUAAGGAUACGCGAUAUGGAAGGUAUCGAGAGUGGAGUGGCGGGAGAUUGCAAUAAGUAAAUAGUGGAUCAGCUGAUGAGUGACAACAGACGUACGAGAAGUGUAUUGUUCUUGCUGUUGGUUAUGGCGACAAGCAGUUCUGAUGGGUCCUGUACAGCACCUGCAGAUUUUCAGCUUUCGUCAGAGCUGGAAGACGUUCCGAAUCGUCUGAGCGUGAACCUGUUCAAGUGCCCGCUGUGCCAUAAUAGCCGAAGAAUUUUUUACUGCCGCCAGUGCAUCCAGAAUGGCGAUUUCAUCCAUUCAACUUCUGUUUAUUCCGAGCGAUUUGCAGAUAAACAACUGCGACUUUUACGGUUGAAAGCUGCCAGAGCUCAGCUGGAAGAGAAAUGCGUGAAAGCACUCGAGAAAUAUAAGCAACGGGAUAAAUUGAUAUGUGAUAUAAAUACUUGCAAAGAAAGAGUCAGGCUACUCCAGUCACUAGUAAACGAAACUAGACAAAGUAUCAGCAGAGGUAAUCAACGUUUGAACGUUCUGAAAGACGUGAAUUCUCAGUUAGCGCUUAGAUUACCCAGACACGAAGAGCGUGUAGAAAAAUUACAUCGAUACGUCACUGGGUUGAGAGCGAAACAAGAGAAACAGAGAGAGGCGGUAGAUAGGAAGAGGCAGCAGUUGAAAAAAGUGAUCAGAACCGCUGCGAAACAGUUGAUUCAAUAUAUUUUUCCAUUGUCCAAAGUGCAACCUAGCAGAAGUUUAUGCAGUAGUGAGGAGGACGCUAGUUCAGACGUGACUUGUGCACUGGCAGAUGCGUCUGGCACGUCUUACGUCAGAGGCAGAUGGGUCAAUGAUACGGACAACGCUCUGGAAGUUCAACAUCGUAUCGUUGCUCCGACUUUGCCAGGAGACGGGGACUACAAUGCAUAUUCUUUAUGGGUGGCAGCGAACAAGGACGGUGUGCCAGGUGCAAAUAAAGAGACUGCAAUGCACAAUCCAGUGUACAAUAUCAGUGCAGCUUUAACUUACGCUACACAAUUGGUUAAUAUUAUUGCUUAUUAUCUUAACGUUAGACUACCAUAUAAACUUGCUUAUGGUGAAUUCUGUGGGAACGAGAUGUCGGAUCAGAAAUUUGCAAGGAAAGUGGCGAGGCUCAAUAGCAACGUGUUACAUUUAUGUUUCACACAAAAUACAAAUAUCACAGUUUUAAAUCCGAUGCACACUCUACAAAAUAUAAUGCAUUUGCUCAAUACCGAAAUCAGUGAUCUUGGGAGGAUUGGUCCAAUGGAAGUUGACACAAAUGUUAUAGCACAAUUGCACAGUCAAUUAGUUCCCGAUUUAGAAAACAGUGACGACUCUGCUUCGGACGAAGAGGAAGACGCUUCUAAUUGGGAUUGGGAAGCUGUACCAAACGUCGCUUGCCCCGAAAUGGUAGUUCCAAUCCCUGGUGCAAUGGUCAGUCAACAAUCGUCUAGUAUGCAAGUGAAUCAAAGUGUCGCUGGCGGUUUAGUUACAAGUGCCGCGGCUAGCAUAGCCUCUAUCUGGCGUGGUUGGACGACAAACAAAUAGACUGCUCUGUUUAACUCGUUUUUAUACGAAUCAUCAUUACACGUGUAAGAAUGUAUGUUUCAAUACGCACGAGCGUCGACGAUGCUUCAGAACACCGUGGAACAUCCGAGGUUCAAGCAUGGACACAUUUAAGAAGCAUUGUAAAUAAUAUCCGUUCGUGUAAGGUACGUGAAAGCGUAGUUCAAUUUCUUUUGACAAAGAUCUGACGAUCAGUUGGUUCCGAGCUGUUCAUUGAAUUCUAUUGAUUUCUGCUGUUACUGGUAACACGAUAUUCCGAACAGCUUCGCUGAACUCACGAUACGGUUUGCGGUUCUGGUACAAAUUUGUUACGUGUACGAACUCGCGGUCGGACACUCCCGUGUCUUCGGUAAUUGUUCGUUCACAAAGACGUGAGUUUAAAACGACUGCCUUUUUUAUGCUCACUUCAUCUAUUUACGUCUGUCGGAACUCCGAACAGUCUCCUACUUUCGUUGCCCUCUUCUACUUUACGAUUAAUGUCGGCAGGGAAACGUUGUUCGAUCUCUCGAUCAGCACGUCAGACAAGUACGAUCUGUUGAAACACUUCAUACCUGACAAUAUACAACGCGAAUGGGAGUAUCAGACGAAUCACUUUUGAUUAUAUUUAAAAUUAAGAGUACGACACGUGUGCGGUGUAUCAAAACGAAUUUUGUAUUCAGGACGUUGUUAAAACUAUUUAGUAGACUCGAUAAGGACGUAAGAUGUACAUUAUUAUUAUCAGAGCACGAAUUUAUUGACGUAGGUUAGUUGCACUGCAUUGUAUCGUUCUUAAAAUGCAUAUGUGUAAUUCUCGUAGGAAAUUAACGUUUUGAUUUUUCUUUAUAAAUCUCAUUCCGAGAAAGUGUUACCGUUCCGUGCGUGUGUAGUACGCGUGCAGCGAUGUUGAAUUUCGCGUGAGCGUGCGCAGUGAACAAGUGGACGCGUUCAAAAUAUAUAAUCGUAACAUUGAUUUAGUAAGGAUCACGAUUCCUUUGUACCAUGUAAUUUUUUAUGUACGAGAAAAAGAAACGUCGAGGAAGAGACGAAUCAUUGUCUCUUGUAAUAAUUGUUAAGUCUGUAACAGUGAUACACCUGUCUGUUGUACGAAUGGACACAGAGAUUCGUUCGGACGAGUAAUUUUACACGCAUCAAAUUUGAUCGAGAUUACGAUACACGACCGUUGAAUAUAAAUUGAUAUUUAUAUGGAAAACCAGCACAAAUUUGUAAAUGUUAUUUGAUAAGUAUAUUGUAACGUUGAGAGGAAAUUCGAAAUCGGCGCGCAUUCGAAAUCGUAAUGUGGCCGGGCUCUUAGUAACGUAUUCUUUAAAUAAAAUUUACAAAAGAGUAUGAACGAUAUUUUUAAUUAUCGUAUUACUACUAUUAAGCGAUAUAUAAAUAUACAAUUUAUAUAAACAUAUAUAUUGUAUAUAUAUUGUACAAGAUGGCUAUGUUUUACCUAAACAAAGUUUCAUUGUGAUAUCACAAAUAAAUUAGAAUUUGUUUUUUUUUAUCAA